AUGAACCUGGCGAAAGGCGCGCUCGGCGGCGGCGUUCUGGCGGGCCACGUGGCUUACAUGACGGGCGGACUGUAUCCUUCUAUGUGUCUCAACGUGAUCUAUGGAUUCUUUAUGUGCUACAGUUUUUACACUUUAGCAAUGUGCGGCCAAAGGUUGUGCCGUCGAUGCCAUGUAGCUUCAAUGACAUACCCUGACAUUGCAGAAGCUUCUUGCGCUCUAUUCCCCAACCCCAAGAUCGCAAGAUGUUCUUUUUGCUUCAGACUCUACGUCGACCUCAUAACAUGUUUGGACCUGUUUGGAGCCUGUGCAGCGUAUCAGCUGAUGGUGGCUAAAACUAUCAAGCAGUUGGUAGAGGGCCUCCCAAGAAGCUCUAUCGAGGGUCAAAAUGCGUUGUGUUUAGCCACAGCCGUCCACUACGCAAUAAAGAACAACCCCGGGUUCACGGGUAUGGUCCCCGCGCAUAACUUCGAAGCCGUGAUCAAGUACACGGGGAUGGCCGUAUUCAGCAUGUCGACCGCGGGCGUGGCCAUACCUGUCGAGAACAACAUGAAGGACCCCAAGAAGUUCCCGUUCGUCAUGUUUCUCGUCGUUCCACCGCCAUAG
Messenger RNA from Leguminivora glycinivorella, 603 nucleotides. RefSeq names its product proton-coupled amino acid transporter-like protein pathetic. Bases 1 to 603 code for a protein of 200 amino acids. Lineage: Eukaryota; Metazoa; Arthropoda; Insecta; Lepidoptera; Tortricidae. The transcript is spliced from 5 exons. The record is from RefSeq and is a predicted model, not a curated record.